Molecule: messenger RNA, 1131 nt
Organism: Penicillium psychrosexuale
Lineage: Eukaryota; Fungi; Ascomycota; Eurotiomycetes; Eurotiales; Aspergillaceae
Exons: 3
Coding region: 1-1131 (376 amino acids)
Source: RefSeq, a predicted model, not a curated record
AUGCCAUUCACAUCCAAAGAACGGAAGCAGGUCGAAAGACUCAAACGGAAGUAUAGAAUUGAAUUCCGCGGAGAGGUGCCAAGCUCUGAAUGGUCCGAUAGCCAUCGUCCGACUUUUAUUGCGGUUGGUGAGCUAGGAAAGAGGCAAUUCGACACCUAUGCGGCUUGUGCGACAGCUAUUGAAAAUGCACCAUGGACUGCAGAAAUAAGAAACAUGCCGAUGAACUCUCUGAGCGGGCUAAGCGCUAUCAAGUUUUGUCGAAAGCGAGUAUGGCGUUCGGAAAUCGAAGCGACAAGUGAGGGGAACUCGACUAUGACAGAAGCCCUGCGUGUUAGGCAGAAUAAACGAGAGCCCUGUCGGUGUCCGCGAGACUUCAGACUUGAGGAUUCAAUGGAAGCUGUCGGGUUGAAUCGGAUUUUUGGCCAUCGGGAAGAUGAACCAGUACACCACGAUUCAACUAUCCAGAAAGAACUACCAAGUGCAACAAAACCGGAUGCAAUCUACGGACUUCGGCAGACUCGAAACAUUGAAAACCUCGUGAACGAUACAGCCUGUAUACAUAGAGCGGAGGAUGAUCAUGAUAUGCUUGUUCAUGAGAUCCUGGGAGAUCCCCCGCUCAGUGAGGAAGGAGAUCCAGUGGUGUUCCCAUUCCUUCUUCUCGGGGCAAAGUCGGCGAAGUCGGCAGAUAGCGAUUGGAAUUCCAUUAAGUUGCAAUCCGCGUUUCCGGUGCGGACUCUGUUAUGCACGCAGGAGUUGUUGAAGAAUAUGACCGAGCCGCACGCGAAGCGGCAGACUGAUCCAUUAGUCUGGUUACUAAUGAAUAGAGGAGAGGAUUGGCGAGUGUCUGUGGCAUGCGUAUAUAAUGGUGCAGGCGAGAAACCUGGGACCAUCGGUACUACUGAAUAUGUUCGUUUCACCUGCGGUUCUUGUUCUAAGAGACGUUUCCUGGAGCAAAGAUGGCGCGUGCUAAUUUUCUCCCAGCAAAUUUUUGAUCUGUGGGGAGGCUCUAUUACAUCGAGAAAUGGGGCAUUGCAACUUCUGCUGAUUGUCGAUUAUGUCUUCGAGUGGGCUCGUGACAUUUAUCGAGGACAUAUUGAACAAACUCAGGAUCGUAGCAUCCGGGGAGAAUGA